CAGUGCAGGCUGGGCACCUGCUAGCCAUGGCGUGUGGGCCAGGAGAUCUUCAGAGCCUCACAUCUCCAUUUUCCUCUGCCAGAGUUGGGACCCCACUGUAUUUUGAAGAACGCUGGUUCCAGACCUGCGGUCACACCAACAUCGCCUGCAAGAUGGUGAAGGGGAAGCUGGUGGAGGUAGGCAAGUGGCCAUGGCAGGUGAGCAUCCUGUUUCUGGGCGUGUACAUCUGUAGCGGCUCCCUCAUCCACCAUCAGUGGGUCCUCACGGCUGCGCACUGCCUGCAGAGAUCCAAGGACCCCAAAAUGUACUCCGUGAGGGUGGGAGUCCAGAGCCUCUCAGACAACGGCACCCAGCUCCUGCUUACCCGCAUCGUGAUUCACGAGGAUUUCCACAACCUCAUAUCCCACGAUAUUGCCCUCCUGAAGCUCAGAGACCCCAUCUCCUGGUCCCCGCUCAUCCAGCCUGUCUGCCUACCCAACAACAGAUUCAAGCUUUCUGUCGGAACCAUGUGCUGGGCGAUCGGGUGGGGACAUAAAAGCACUGGAGUCUCUUCAGUAACCCCAAAGACCCCAUACAGUCUUCAGGAGGUGGCUGUCAAGAUCAUAAACAGUGAAACCUGCCAUCAGCAGUACCAGUUCCUCUUCUUGAAGGACCAGAAGAAGUUCAUUGGGCACGACAUGCUGUGUGUCAGCUCAGAAUGGGGCAUGGACUCUUGUCAGGAUAACUCUGGCAGCUCCCUCGUCUGCCAGGUGAACAACUCCUGGAUUCAGAUGGGGGUGGUGAGCUGGAGCCGGAGCUGCAACCAGCACCGCUUCCCAGGCAUCUACACCAGCACCUCCCACUUCACCCACUGGAUCAAGAGGCAGAUCACGGACAUGAGGUUCAUCAGUAGGGCUGGCCCUGCCUUCCUGAGCCCGGUCACCCUCACUGGCUACAUUCUGCUGGUGUCCUUGGGCUCCCUGUGGCUCCUGUGAGCGGUGUUUCUGGGGCAGGCACUCCCAGAGGCCGCUGCUUCCUCCCUGUCUGCCCUCAGGAGCCGUGCAGACCCAGGGAGCGCAUGACAUCAGGACAGAGCACCCUUGGGGGAGGGUCCCAGAGCCACUGGUUUUUUAAGUUGUUCAAUGAAGAUGCUCUUGAGUUUUACGCCAC
Callorhinus ursinus (northern fur seal) is the source of this 1149-nucleotide messenger RNA. Its product is annotated as putative serine protease 46. The record is from RefSeq and is a predicted model, not a curated record. Gene Ontology annotation, molecular function: serine-type endopeptidase activity. NCBI's taxonomy places the organism in Eukaryota, Metazoa, Chordata, Mammalia, Carnivora, Otariidae. Gene Ontology annotation, biological process: proteolysis.